AUGGCGACUCAGCUCUUCACCCGCUCCCUCCUGCUCUCCUCCAAGCCUCGGCAAUCCCUCGCCUCCCUCCUCUCGCGCUCCCUCUCCUUCUCCUCCGCUCCCGCCGCCUCCGCGCCUCGCUCCCCUCUCUCCUCCCUCCUCCGCCACCGCCUCCGCCCCCUCUCCUCGGCGUCCGCGGCGGUUGCUGCCGCCCCGUCCGCCCGCUCCUUCCGGACGAGGUCGACCUCGUCUUCGCUCAACGAUCCGAACCCCAACUGGUCAAACCGUCCCUCGAAGGAGACGAUACUUCUCGACGGUUGCGACUUCGAGCACUGGCUCGUGGUGAUGGAGAAGCCCGAGGGCGAUCCUAUUAGGGAUGAGAUCAUCCAUAGUUAUAUUAAGACGCUCGCGCAGGUUGUAGGCAGUGAAGAAGAGGCCAGAAUGAAGGUCUACUCAGUUUCAACAAGGCACUACUUCGCAUUUGGAGCCCUUGUAUCUGAAGAGCUUUCUUACAAACUUAAGGAACUGCCCAGAGUUCGAUGGGUUCUUCCUGAUUCAUACCUGGAUGUUAAGAAUAAGGAUUAUGGGGGUGAACCUUUUAUUAAUGGGCAAGCAGUUCCUUAUGACCCCAAGUACCAUGAAGAAUGGAUGAGAAAUAAUGCACGUAUUCCUAUUAGACCCCGUUAUGUCAAUAGAUCAAGGAACUUUGACAGGAGGAGGGAGAAUAUGCAGAAUAGAGAUUUCCAAGCUAGGGACAUGCCAAACCAAGGGAUGCAGAAUCCUCCGCCUCAAGGCAACAUGCCCCCACCGAAUAUGGGCGGUGGAAUGCCCCCACCAAGCAACUUUGCUCGAAUGCCUCUACACAACCAAAUGUGA
This is a messenger RNA of Eucalyptus grandis, 855 nucleotides long. Its product is annotated as multiple organellar RNA editing factor 8, chloroplastic/mitochondrial-like. The transcript has 4 exons. Gene Ontology annotation, cellular component: mitochondrion. Gene Ontology annotation, biological process: mitochondrial mRNA modification; cytidine to uridine editing. The record is from RefSeq and is a predicted model, not a curated record. The coding region runs from base 1 to 855 and encodes 284 amino acids. Lineage: Eukaryota; Viridiplantae; Streptophyta; Magnoliopsida; Myrtales; Myrtaceae.